AUGGCACAAUCGGAACCUAAUGGACUAUUUGCGAUGUGGAACUCAACUACCAAGGGACAUGUCCUUCAUGGAAGGCUUAAUCCCAUUUCAGAUGAUGUGGAAUAUUCUGCUUUUAUUUUUGAUGCUUAUGGAACAGAUGGUGUAAUUUCGGUUUAUGUGGAUCAUAUUGGGGUUGGUGUUGAUGGGUGGCAUGAUGAUGAAGAUAAUGAUGAUGAUGAACAUGAGUCUUGUAUUGAUGGUGAAAAUGAAGACAACAUAGAUGAACUUAGAAAUGUUGCCUUUGAAUUUAAUGAGGAUGUAGUGCAUAUGAAUAGGACAUCAAAUGAUCCUUUCUUGAGUAAGCUAUGUGUUGAUGAUGAGGAUGCAAACAACAUUGUAGAUGAUGACAAUGGGAGAGAAGUUGAAGUUAACAUACAAGCUCAUUCCAUAUUUAAUGAGCUAUUACACUGGAAAAAACAAAAACCAAUUCUAGGGAUGAGAUUUAAGGGUCCAGGGCAAGUAAAAUCAAUGUUGUGUAACUAUGCUGUAGCUAAUGGGUAUCAAUUGUGUUUUGAAAAAAAUGAUCGGACAAGAUUUUUGGUGAGGUGUAAAAAAGGUGCUUGCACAUUUAGAUUAUGGACUUCCUGGAUGAGUGAUGAAGAGAGUUUCCAAAUCAAGUCACUAAAAGCUAAUCAUAAUUGUGCUAGGAACUUCAAGUUUGGAUCAUUGGUGACAUAUGCAUGGAUUGGGAGUCACUAUACCAAAGAGAUUGUAGAAAGUCAGAAAAUAAGUGUAAGGAAGCUUAGGUUAAAGGUAAUGGCCAAGUUUGGUAUCCAAGUUAGUAUGGGGCAAUGUAGAAGAGCAAAGAAGUAUGCACUGAAACUUGUUGAAGGAAACCUUGUUGAACAUUAUGGUAAGCUAUGGUCAUAUGGUCAUGAGAUUCUAAGGACAAAUCCUAGGUCAACUGUGAAACUAGAUAUAGAGGAUGGGCCAGAUGGAAAGAAAUAUUUUAGCAAGUUCUAUUGUUGUUUUCAAGGAGUUAAACAAGGUUGGAUUGAAGGGUGUAGAAGGGUAAUUGGUCUUGAUGGAUGUUUUCUUAAAGGUGUUUGUAAGGGAGAAUUGCUUUGUGCUAUUGGGAGGGAUGCAAAUGACAAGAUAUAUCCUAUUGCUUGGGCAGUGGUUAAUGUGGAGAACAAGCAGAAUUGGAAGUGGUUUCUAGAGCUUCUCAUUGAUGAUCUACACUUGAAUUUAGGCAAUGGUUUCAGUUUAAUGUCAGACCAACAUAAGGGUUUGAUAGAGGCUGUUAAAGAGUUGCUGCCAUAUGUAGAGCACAGGCAGUGUGCUAGACAUAUUUUCCAGAAUUUGCAGAAGAGAUUUACUGGUGCCAUAUAUCAUACCUUGUUUUGGAGAGCAUCUAAAGCCACAACUGAGCAUGCUUUUAAAGUUGUGAUGAAAGAAAUUGAGACAUUGAACCCAGAAGCCCAUCAAUAUCUCAUGGAGAAAGAUCCUAAAACAUGGUCUAGAGCUUUCUUUCAAACUGGAAGGUGUUGUGAUGCAGUUGAAAAUGGGUUCUCAGAAAGUUUUAAUGCUGGACAACAAUGGGGAAAUCAUAUUUGUCCAGAGAUAAGGGAUAAGGUGAAUUUGCUUAAAAAGCUCAAAGGCAUUAUCAGGUUGUGGCAAUUGAAUGGAUAUGGAUGUGCUCAUUCUGUAGCUAGCAUAUCCUUUCUUAAUAGGGAUGUAGAAGCCUAUGUAGACAACAUGUUUAGCACAACCACAUUUAGAAAGGCAUACAAUUACAGAAUUGCUCCCAUGAAUAGCAGUGACAUGUGGCAGAGACAAACUAUACUCCACCAUUGCCUCCUAUUAAUAGAAGGAUGCCUGUAUUUGCAAGGAGAUAGGUCACAACAAGGCCACUUGUCCACAGAGAAGGCCCCAAAAGUUAAAUGUGAAGAAACAGAAGAAACAAAAAGUAUGUGUGAACCAAAAUGCAGGACAGAGGUUGAAAUGACUCCAAUUGAGAUGGAUACUACUCAAAAUGAUAUGCAAGUUGCUCCUACUGAUGUUGAAUCUAGUAGUGCAGGGGAUUUUAUUCAAUAUGUGCAAUUCACUCCACCUAGAAGUUAUGAAGGUGAUGAGGGUGUUAUGGGUGAGGAAGCUGAUGUGGUUGAGGAAGCUGUUGUGGUUGAGCAAGUUGUUCAAGAUGAGGAGGCUGAGGAGGUUGAUCCUGUUAUACAAGUUGAUAAUGUAAAUGUUCAGGAGGUUGAUGAGGUUAAUCAUAAUGCCCAAGUGGAUAAUGGUAAUGUUCAGGAGGUUGCUCCUGUUAACCAAGUUCAGCAGGUUUGUGUUAGGCCAAUUUCAGAUAUUUUGAAGAGGAUAAGGAGAAGAAAGUCAGAGAGAAUACUAAAGCUGAAAUUAGGCAAAACAAUUGGUGGUGUUGAUGAUCCAGGAAAUUCGAAGGGAAAAGCUCUUGUAAUUGAUUAG
This is a messenger RNA of Lactuca saligna, 2460 nucleotides long. The record is from the annotation of a GenBank genome assembly. NCBI's taxonomy places the organism in Eukaryota, Viridiplantae, Streptophyta, Magnoliopsida, Asterales, Asteraceae.